Molecule: messenger RNA, 3257 nt
Organism: Physella acuta
Lineage: Eukaryota; Metazoa; Mollusca; Gastropoda; Physidae
Product: putative ankyrin repeat protein RF_0381
Molecular function (GO): protein binding
Source: RefSeq, a predicted model, not a curated record
AUGAAAUCGCUUAUAACGUCAAUCGCUGAUAUCAACCUUGUUGACGAAGACGGCAGUUGCUUACUUAUAAAAGCUGUUCAAUCAAAACAAAUUGAGAUCGUCAACUUUAUUUUAGAAAAGAAAGUAAAUAUCGACCAAGCAGAUGAUUCUCAAAGUACAGCUCUUCAUUAUGCCUGCAAGUCAAAAAAUCUGGAAAUAGUAAAAUUACUUGUGAACGCUGGAGCUAAAGUUGAGUUUUUAAAUAAUGAAAAUUUAACGCCUUUCUCAGAGGCAUGUAAGCAAUCACAGAUAGGGAUAAUGAAAAUAUUUUUAGAUGCAGGCUGGGAUAUAAAUUGUGUAGAUAUUUACCAUCGAACUCAUCUCAUAAACUCUAUUAGGAGAGAAAAUGAUAGCACAUUUGUCAUUAACCCUUUUACGGCUGGUAACUUUGCCACCACAAAUUUUUUGUUAGAACACGGAGCUGAUAUUUCAAAAGUUGACAAAGACGGAAUGACAGCCUUGAUGUGGGCAGCUAAAACAAAUAACGAAAAAGUCUUUGAUCUUUUGCUUGACCUUAAGCCUGAGGUAAACUGUGUUGACCUUAAACAGACGACAGCAUUAGCUCAUGCAGUGAUGAGCCUUAACGUACAGAUGGUAGCCAAGUUGAUACAAGCUGGAGCUGAUGUUAACAUCGCCUCUAAUUGUCAAGUCAAAUGCAAUAAAAAAUUUAAUGUUUGUAAUACAGUUGAAUAUUUAAAAGAAAUACAAGAAAAAGUGACACAACCUUCUAAUGGUAAAAACACACCGCUACAUAUAGCUAUAUCGGUAUGUUGGGGAAGAAGCAACAACACAAUAAUUGACUUGCUGUUGAAAUCUGGAGCCAAUGUAAAUGAUGCGGAUGAGAAUGGUAGAACACCUUUACAUUUGGCAGCUAUUACUGGAGAUCACGCGUUAGUAGAAGCUUUGGUUCGUCGUGGUGCUAAAAUAAACAAUGUGGAUAAUUUCGGCAUGUUCCCACUCCAUAUUUCAAUACUGUACAAAUACCACAAGUUAACCCAAUGUUUGAUUGAGGAUUAUAGAGGUUUAUUUUAUCUUAACCGUGAUGCUCUAAGCUCGUCUUUAUACCUUGCUAUAUUGAAUGAUGAUACAAGUCUUGUAGAAAGUUUGUUCAAGCAUGGCGCACGUAUUAAGAAAGGCAGCGGUGCGGAGCUGCUGAUUUCACUGGAACAUGCAAAUUAUGACGUCACAUUAGAUUUACUAGAACAUGGAGCUGACGCUAAUGUUAAAGACAGUAAUGGAAUACCAGCACUAUUGAAAGCUAUCAGAAUUGCAAAUCCUGAUUCAUCAGUGACUAGAGCAAAUGCAUUUGGUUUAAACCGUCUAGCUUCUUUAUCUGGUAAUGGUCUUAUGUUAAAACAUAACUACGCAAAAUGGUAUACGUGUUCGUUUGAUUUAUUUAACUCAUUUCUAGAUAACGGAGCUAAUGUUUCAGCUACUGACAACAAAGGUAACACCUGUCUACACGCAGCGGCUAAGUUUUGUGGCAAUAGUAACUUGCAGUUGUUUGUAGCCUACGAAGCUGAGGUCAAUGUCCAGAACGCAAAAGGUGAGACGCCGUUAAUGAAAGCGUGUCGUCGUGGUAAUGUUGAGGCUGUCAGGUAUCUUCUUUCUGUUGGAGCUGAUGUUAUGUUGGUGAACGAAAACCGGGAUACAGCGCUGCACCACGCAGUGAUUUCUGCCAGAAGAGAAAACCAUGUGAAAAUGGUUGUAUCUACUACAAAUGCUUACGUAAAAAGUAAGACUUCUGAUAUUGUUGAAAUGCUAGUGGGUUUGGGAAUUAACAUACACGCCCGUAAUAGAGAAGGUAACACUGCUUUACAUUUAGCAGUCAAGUAUGAUGUCUGUCUCUUGACAAUUUUAUUGAUAAACCUUGGGUCGAACGUAAACGAACAAAACAACGAUGGAGACACACCUCUUUUCUUUUUGAAAAACCACAAAGUAAUCAGUUACCUACUUGAUGCUAAAGCCGAUAUCAAUAUAAGAAAUAAUCGAGGUGAAACAGCUUUACAUCGUGUCUACGAUGUCGAAAUAGCACGUGCAUUAUUGGACAGGGGUGCAGAGAUGAUUAUUUCAACAGAAGGACAAACAGCACUCAUGUACGCUGCAACUUCUGAUAACUUCGAGCUGGUUCAACUGUUAAUAGAGCGAGGUGCAAAUAUCAAUGUUCAAGAUAAUGAAGGAAGAAAUUGUUUAAUGAAAGCAUUGAGGAGAUAUAGACAAUUUAACUAUGAUAUUUUAAAAUUUCUUAUAAUGAGUGGAGCAGAUGUUAAUGCAAGUGACAAAACGGGCCAGACUGCCUGUAUGCUAGCCGUUAUCAACGAUUGUUUUGUGAUUGUAACUACACUCCGAAUGUUUGGGGCUGAUUUGAACAAAGUGGAUAAAGAAAACAGAUCUGCUCUUGUUCAUGUUUUAUUAAACAAUCGCAUAGAUAGAAUGAGUUAUAUUAUGGAAGUUUUAAAACUAGGAGCUGACAUUGUGGUCGAUAGUCAGUACAGAUAUUUAGUUCAAUCUGUGACAAAAGAAUUCGAAGAUGCAACAAUAACAAGCGUAAGGUCACCACGAAUAUUUCAGUUUUUUGUGUUAAACGGGUGCAUUUUGAAUCAGACGAAGGAAUCCACUAAAAGAAACGAAACUUCAAUGUUUUAUCACCCCAUUAAUAAAAUCAGUUUAAAAAAUUUAGAUUUUAUAAAAUACAUUUUCGCCAUCGGUAUGAUAUUCAAGUCAGACUUACAAUUGCUACGAAAGUUAGGAAAAGAUUGCUCUAUGUACCCUGACUUCCGGAAACAUAUAUUAGCGGUUUUAAAACCGGCUUUGCAGGAACCCUGGCCACUGGUCAAACUAGCUUUUAUUGAAGUCUCCACCUUAAUUGGGACUGGACCUAUGAGAGAAGAAAAACUAAAACAGACCAAACUCCCACCAAGAUUACAGAGAACGUUGAUGUUUCAAGAACCAAUAUCAAGAUUACCUGUAGAAGACUGGUCUAAAAUACCUCUUUGUUUUGACCCAGUGCAGUACGAGACUUUACCCUGUCCUAGACCUUUACUCUACUACUGGCCUGUUGGGCAUAAGCUGGUUAUCUGAUGUUUUUUUUUUUAAAUAUAAUUUAAAAAAAAACAUUUUCUGCUACAAUGAGCUGUUAGUUUUAAGGUCUAAAUUUAACAGAAAAAUUAUUUAGAUUUUUAGUGGAUAAACUCUAUAAUUCUGAAAUUAUUCUGUAA